Molecule: messenger RNA, 1128 nt
Organism: Labrus bergylta (ballan wrasse)
Lineage: Eukaryota; Metazoa; Chordata; Actinopteri; Labriformes; Labridae
Source: RefSeq, a predicted model, not a curated record
AUGGGAAAUGCCUCCGAAACAUUUCUGUUGCUGUCCAGAAUAUCGAAAGACAGUGACUUCCUCAUGGGAACUAUUUACACCAUUUUCGGUGUGCUGUCAAUGCUGGGAAAUGGGAUCCUGCUGUUCGUGGCCUAUAGAAAGAAGUCCUCCCUGAAGCCUGCAGAGUUCUUUGUGGUUAACCUGGCCAUCAGUGACAUGGGCAUGACCAUUAGCCUGUUCCCAUUGGCUAUCACUUCAACCUAUGCUCACAUGUGGCUGUUUAAUGAGACCACCUGCAUUGUCUAUGCCUUCUGUGGGGUUUUGUUUGGCCUGUGCAGUCUGACCAACCUCACGGUGCUCUCAUCUGUCUGCUGGCUCAAAGUCUGCUGCCCAAACUAUGGAAACAAGUUCUCCUACUGCCACGCCUGCCUGCUGGUAGCCGGGGUCUGGUGCUAUGCUGGCGUUUUUGCUGUGGGUCCCCUGUCGGGCUGGGGAGAGUAUGGCGCUGAGCCUUACGGUACAGCAUGCUGCAUCGACUGGAAUGCGCCCAGCCAAAAUUCUGCAGCUAUGAGCUACAUCAUUUGCCUCUUCUUCUUCUGCUACAUCGUGCCCUGCACUGUCAUCUUUCUGUCCUACACGUUCAUCCUGCUGACUGUCCGAGGCUCACGACAGGCUGUGCAGCAGCACAUGUCCCCGCAGAACAAGAUCACCAAUGCACAUGCGCUUAUCAUUAAGCUUUCAGUGGCAGUUUGCAUCGGUUUCCUGAUGGCAUGGAGUCCAUAUGCCAUCGUGUCCAUGUGGGCGGCUUUUGGAAACCCAGAAACUGUACCACCUAUGGCGUUUGCCUUGGCAGCUAUAUUUGCAAAGUCCUCCACCCUUUACAACCCUAUAGUCUAUCUGGUCUUCAAGCCAAACUUCCGUAAGUCCCUGUGCAGGGAUGUGGCCCUGUGCAGGAGGUCACUCUGUGGAUGUCUGUGUCCGCACAGCUCCACACAGAAGGGAACUUGCAUGCGGUCCCAUCACCGAGAAGAGUGCAACUCCACAAGGUUGUCAAAUGGGCUGCCCGAGAACCACGGGACCUGCAGACACUGUCCUUGCCCUGAAACAGUCACUGGUACCAGAGAACACUUUACAGACGAAAGCCCUUGA